This is a messenger RNA of Rana temporaria (common frog), 2351 nucleotides long. RefSeq names its product zinc finger protein OZF-like. Gene Ontology annotation, biological process: regulation of transcription by RNA polymerase II. The transcript has 2 exons. NCBI's taxonomy places the organism in Eukaryota, Metazoa, Chordata, Amphibia, Anura, Ranidae. Gene Ontology annotation, molecular function: RNA polymerase II cis-regulatory region sequence-specific DNA binding; DNA-binding transcription factor activity, RNA polymerase II-specific. The coding region runs from base 1 to 1362 and encodes 453 amino acids. The record is from RefSeq and is a predicted model, not a curated record.
AUGACCCAGUGCCUAGGACACACCAUUAAGGAACCCUCAAAGGAUUGUCUCACUUUAUCUCCAGGGUGUAAAAUGGAAGAUGAGGACAUCACAAGAGAUUGUGCAGGAGAAAAGACAAUGAGCUCAGCUAUGGAUGGAGGACAUCACAGUGUGGAUAGACAAUUGGAUCCCUUUGAUGUUGAGCAACCUCAUACUGUGAGGGAUGGUGGUGGAAUUCAGGGGGAGGAGGAAUUUUCCUGUCCUGAUUGUCGGGAGAGUUUUAGUUCUAAAUCAAGUCUUACUGUACAUCAGAGAUCUCACACGGGGGAGAAGCUUCAUUCCUGUUCUGAGUGCAGAAAAUGUUUCCUAUAUAAAUCAGAACUUAUCAGACAUUACAGGUGUCACACGGGGGAGAAGCCAAAUUCCUGCCCCGAAUGUGGGAAAUGUUUUACAAAGAAAUCAAAUCUUGUUAGACAUCAGAGAUCUCACACGGGAGAGAAGCAGUGUUCCUGUCCUGAGUGCGGGAAAUGUUUUUUACACAGUUCAGACCUUGUUAGACAUCAGAGAUCUCAUACGGGGGAAAAGCCGUAUUCCUGUCCUGAAUGCGGAAAUGUUUUUUCACAAAAAUCGACUCUUGUUAUACAUCAGAGAUCUCACACAGGAGAGAAGCCAUAUUCUUGCCCCACAUGCGGAAAAGGUUUUUCAAUGAAAUCAUGCCUUGUUAUACAUCAUAGAUUGCACACAGGGGAGAAGCCGUAUUCUUGCCCUGAGUGCGGGAAAUGUUUUCUACACAGAUCGGACCUUAUUAAACAUCAAAGAUCUCACACAGGCGAAAAGCCGUAUUCCUGUCCUAAAUGUACAAAAUGUUUUUCACAAAAAUCGGACCUUGUUAAACAUCAGAGAUCUCACACAGGUGAGAAGCCAUAUUCUUGCCCCACAUGUGGAAAAUGCUUUUCACUGAAAUCAGGCCUUGUUCGACAUCAAAGAUUGCACACGGGGGAGAUGCCUUAUUCGUGCUCUGAGUGCGGGAAGUGUUUUUCAUGGAAAUCAAAACUUACUUUGCAUCAGAGAUCUCACACCGGGGAGAAGCCGUAUUCCUGCCUCGAGUGCGGGAAAUGUUUUUUACAAAAAUCAGACCUUGUUAAACAUAAGAGAUCUCACACAGGGGAGAAGCCGUAUUCCUGCCCCACAUGCGGAAAAUGUUUUUCAGUGAAAUCAGACCUUGUUAGACAUCAGAGAUUGCACACGGGGGAGAGGCCAUAUUCCUGCCUCGAGUGCGGGAAAUGUUUUGCACAGAAAUCUAAUCUUGUUAUACAUCAGAGAUCUCACAAAUGUAGGGAUGAGCCAAACAUUUCUGGUUUCAGUUCACAGGAGGUUUCUUGAAUUUCUCAUAUUUUCUAAAUGUUAAUCCAAACACUAAGUCAAUGGGAAGGGAAUCUUUAAAAUCAGUUCAGGCAAUUUUUAAGGCAAAUAGGCAAGGCAUUGUCAAACAAGGGGAAAUAGAGAGCUGGGCACUGCCCUGGAGGAUACCAAGAUGUAUACCAGGAAGCUACUAACCAGUCAGCCUAACAUCAAUGGUAUGUAAGGUAUUUAAGGGAAUGGUAAGGGGCUCUAUACAGAAAUUUGUAUGUGAUAAAGGUAUCAUAAGUGACAACCAGCAUGGACUUGUGAAAGACGGUUCUUAUCAGACCAACUUGUUAUCAUUCUAUGAGGAAGUAAGUAAGAAAUUGGAUGUUGGAAGUCCAGUGGAUGGAGUUUAGAUUUUGUACCUCAUUAACUUUUAAUCUAUAACACAAGGUCUGUUGGAGUUGAUGAAAUUGUAUAUACAUGGAUAGGAAACUGGUUACAUGAACGGGUCCGAGUAGUGAUAACUGACUCAUCUGUGUGGGGGGACCCAGGGUCCUGUCUUGGGGCCAAUGUUGUUCAGUUUAUUUUUUAAUGAUACAGAGGUCAGCAUGCAUAAAAGGUUCAGUUUAGGCAUUUGCAGAUAAAACCUGGAGGAGCAGGGCUAUAAUCAAUUGCAUGGAUUACAGUUGUUCACUCUGGAGAAGAGGCACCUAAGAGGGGAUAUGAUUACAAUGUACAAGUAUAUCAAUGGUAACUGUAAUAAAGUAACUGUAAUACUCCUAAGGUACCUAUACAGGACAUGCGACCAUUAUGUAAGGGUACAAGAAAGAAGUUUUAACCUUAGAUUGUGGAAAGGGUUCAUUACUGGGAAGUGGCAAGUUCAUCUACCUGGAGCAGUAUAUAGGAGAAAGAUAGAAUGUGUCUAACUGGCCUGAUAGCAAGCAUUCCCUUUAAAAGAGAGUCAUGCCCCGUACACACAACCGGGUUUCCCGACGGGAAAACUGCAAGGAGAGCUUUUGGCCGGG